Molecule: messenger RNA, 1494 nt
Organism: Ornithodoros turicata
Lineage: Eukaryota; Metazoa; Arthropoda; Arachnida; Ixodida; Argasidae
Exons: 16
Coding region: 199-1449 (416 amino acids)
Source: RefSeq, a predicted model, not a curated record
GGAGUUCUUUGGAACAGUCUCCGGUGAAUCUUCGUAGGUACCUGCUGUUGUGGCCUCGACAAAGGAAGUUAAUUUAUAUCAAGCCGAUAUCGUACGCUGCCGACGAACGUCACCCGUAAGAAAUUGCUCAUUUCACCAGAGUCCAGCCGCACUGCCCCACUUCUGUCUGGGAACGCGUAUGCUGGGAAUUCGUCCAGUAUGCUGUCCGGUUCUCCUGCACCACCAGCACCCACGCCGUCGACUGCACAGGAUCAUCCUUUGCCACCUGAGACCGAACCACAGACCGAACCAGGAACCGCACCGAGUCGUCCUUUGCCACCUGAGACCGAACCGGAGAGAGAACCCGAGACCGCACCGAGUGAUUUCACUACGACUGGAGGCGAGUCAACGACAGCAUUGAACUAUAUUCCUCCCCCGGACAUCCUUCGCCCGCCUCAGGAACAACGUAAAGAUCAAGGCUUGGGGUACGGCGUCGCUACCCGCUAUGCAGGGACCGAACAGACCCCAUCUACAGAAGUAAAGUUAAGAACCUCGUCUACAACAACGACGUCAACUUCAUCACCGAUCGGGUAUGGUGGAUGGGGAGUAUUGCGGAGCCAGCGGCUUGUUGGUGGUAUUCAUCUAUACGAGACCAUCCCUCAUCAAUUUAUCCCAGGGAACAAGUCAACCUGCUACACACGGAUUAUGCCCCUCGGAUUUGGAACAUCCGUAACGUUCAUCCACGUUGUUGAACUUACGAGUCCUUCUAAAACGGUGUUUGUCAUCCGUCAUCAUACAUCCACCCCGCUGGGACGCAUCGGCAGACCAUACGCAGAAUAUGUUAUUGAAAACCAAAGACUUACUUUCUCGGCCAUCCACCACGGACACUAUUCUAAGACAAUGCAACCGGAUUAUGACUUGAUGCCAGGCCUCCAUGUGCUACUCACGCAGCUUGCCGUCGACGGAAAACUGUGGGUUGGAUUUGACGACGAUAGUUUCUACAUAAUGGCCAAGGAUGAUUUCCCAGCAGCAGAGUUCGAACAUUGCAAAAUCCACAGGGUGGAUGACGAUUUUGGACCACUUACAAUCCACGAAAUCCAUAUCACGUACGCCGCUUCUGUUUCAACAGUUUUUGACGAGGGGGAUGAUUUCGUGGCUCCUGAAUCUGGACUUUUCCCAGGAGGAUACGUAAUAUGGGAAGGAGACGCCACGGGAGAGUAUGUCGUGCACUACCAUGGGUCCGCCAUCUAUUCCAAUAGAACGACCGGCACAAACCUUCGUCUCAUAAUGCUAGUUGCAACGGGCAGAGUCUCCAUAGGAAUAGAAGGCGAACAACCACGGCACCACAAUAUUGCAGCCAAUGGCGCUUAUACGCUGAAAAUUUCGCUGCAAUUCAAGAUGAAGAACUUCACCAUGGUAACCGGCCAGGGCAACACUGUCGGUGGGGGGUGCAACACUGACCCAUCAUAACUUUUUCGCAAACACCUAUGUUCAAUAAACUUGCAUUAUUCUUUA